Orbicella faveolata is the source of this 1078-nucleotide messenger RNA. Its product is annotated as pre-mRNA-splicing factor SPF27-like. The record is from RefSeq and is a predicted model, not a curated record. Gene Ontology annotation, cellular component: precatalytic spliceosome; Prp19 complex; catalytic step 2 spliceosome. Lineage: Eukaryota; Metazoa; Cnidaria; Anthozoa; Scleractinia; Merulinidae. Gene Ontology annotation, biological process: mRNA processing.
UGUAAACUACCCACCGGGGUACCCACGGAUAUCCACUACCCACAACUCCCCGCCAGGUACCUUUUAGAUUCCUGCAUGGAAGUGUAUUGUGGGUAAUGUAGAUCCAUCAUGGCGGCCACGCAUGAAGUCGCUCCAGACGCUUUACCGUAUUUUGAUCAAGGAUAUGAUGACCCAGGAGUUAGAGAAAUGGUAAACCAACUGGUUGAAGAAGAGACAAGACGUUACAGACCAACAAAAAACUAUUUGGACUUCCUUGCUACUCCAGAUUAUGAAGCAUUUGAGACACUGAUCCUGAAAAAGGAAUUUGAGAGAAUAAGCAAAAGACAACCAAUGGAUUUGCUAAGCAUGAAAAGAUAUGAGCUUCCUCAACCAACUGCAAACCAAAAACAUGACAUCACAUCCUGGACGGAAGCUGUGGAUAACUCCAUGGCUCAGCUGGAACAUCAAGCUGAGAGAAUUGAAAAUCUGGAGUUGUUGUCAAAAUAUGGUAGUGCUGCUUGGAGAAUCCACAAUGAAACUUUGACAAGAAUACUGGCUCAACAACAAAAGAAACUCAUGGACAUCAAAAAAGAAAUCCAGGAAGUCAACUGGCAGCGGAAAACUGAACAAACAAAGGCUGGAGAUCAACUUCAACAUCUGGAGCAAAGCUGGGUUGGUCUGGUGACAAAGAAUUAUGAGAUUGAACGAGCUUGUGCAGAACUGGAGGCUGAAGUCGAGAGACUCAAACAGCAACACGAUGAAAGAUGAUUGGGAAAGAACUUGUUGGUUUAACACAGCAUACAACGGCAGUUGUCAUGGUUUUGGUCGAGUUUUACUCAACAUUUUUGCACCGAUGUUUUAGCAACAAAAGAAGUGCAGAAAGAUUAUACUGUCGUAAACAAUUCGGACACGAUGGCUCAUUGAAGAACAGUAACGGGCAGUGCUGUUUGGCCAGAAUUAGUGAUAUAUAUGUAGCAUUACUCCUUCAACCUGUCUAAGUCGUGCUUUAAAGGAUACUUAACGAACUGACACUAUGUUACGACCAAACAAUUUAAGCGCCUGACCAUACAUACUGUAAUAAAAAUUUUUUUGAAUGGGA